Molecule: messenger RNA, 804 nt
Organism: Penicillium samsonianum
Lineage: Eukaryota; Fungi; Ascomycota; Eurotiomycetes; Eurotiales; Aspergillaceae
Product: serine hydrolase domain-containing protein
Exons: 3
Coding region: 1-804 (267 amino acids)
Source: RefSeq, a predicted model, not a curated record
AUGGAAAGUUCUCCCACCAAACUCAUGACCACAGUCGCCAUCAUGAUCUGUGUCGAUCACGGGCAGAUCUCCAUCGAUGAUGAUAUAACCCCAAUCCUUCCGGACCUGUGUGCUCUUCUGGUUCUGGAUGGUGUCAGAUCAGAGGGCCAAUGCCUGAUAAAACCCAGAGCUAAGUCUAUUACUCUUCGGUUGCUGAUAAGCCAUCAAAGCGGCUGUGGCUAUCACCCAAGUCCUCGGCUGGCAAGAUGGGCGAGACAGAAUGGCAAGACUAACAGCGUCUUUGACAAUGACUUUGAAGGCAUGAAGACCUACCCACUCUUCUUUGAGCUCGGAGAGGGCUGGACCAUCGCGCGAAUCAACAAUACCACACUCGAGGAGUUCAUGCGAUCCAACAUCUGGGAGCCACUAGUUAGACAUGGCCUAAGCGACCUUCUAUCCCGAGUUGCACCCAGGCAUGAUGGACCGCCUCGUCAGAUGUACGAUCGCAUAGACGACAAAGGGCUAGAGCGCGGCGCCUGGCUCUCGCAAAUCCCAGCUCAGCAUAACUGCGGUGGCCCUGGUCCGUGGUCAACACCGCGCGAUUGGACGAAGUUCCUUGGCAUGGUGCUCGCAGACCGUGGAUCCAUCCUCUCCAAAGCCAGUAUCGAUCAGAUCUCCAACGCGCAGACUAUUGGCUCGAAUGACCUUCAGGAGCUGCUGACGGGCCCACUCUGCGCGUCCCUACGCUCCAAGGUUGACAUGGAUGCCGGCCGCAUUGGGUUGAUCAGCGAGUUUGAAAUGGCGGUAUAUGCAGAAUUUACUUAG